AUAAAUUCAGAGAAUUAUAUUUUACUAAAAUAAAAUUUACUGAUAGUUAACCGCUUAUUAUUUUACACCAAUAAUUGCAGUAAGUUAACCCAAGUAAACACAUGGGUCAUUUAUGAUGACUCGAUAAUCUUUUUUUUUCUGUUAACAAAUGUCACAGCGAUAAAAAUGUUUAAAAAAAUAAUUUGUCAAAGUGCAAUAGUGUUUCGCUUAAAUAAAUUAUUAUUGUCACACGUUGAUUAUAAUUCUCGUCAUAUUAUCAAAGCGGCUUUAUCAGAUUCGGCAUCAAAACAUUUGAAUCCACCUAAAAAUACGUUACAUGCUCCGAUAAAUGAAGACCUUGUUGAUGAAAUUUUUAAAUUUAAAGAAACUAAUAUCAGUAAUUGGAUCAUUGAAAACAAAGUAGAAUUAUUGUGUUGUUUGUAUAAAAAUUUGUCAAUAGAGAGCAAACAGGAUUUCCUCUGGGCACUAGCUUUGAAAUAUGCAGUUGAUCAUAAACAUAUUCAAAAUCUUGCUGAUAAAAUUUCAUCAACACAAGAAGAAAAUUAUCAAAAAUUACUAACAAGAGAAAAUAUAUUAAAAAAGGCUCUUACUCCUCGGUAUCACUGGCUGUUUGUUCUAAUGGGAAGAUUGGAAGGUGGAGUUAAAUUCCUCGUUGAUUUACGGACUGACGUUCUGGAAUUACUAUCAGAGUCUACAGAUGGUGAAAAAUCGGCGAUAAUGCAGCAAUUAAAUUUGACUUUGCAUGAUUUACUGUUACUUUGGUUCAGCGUUGGAUUUUUACACUUGGAGCGGAUAACAUGGCAGAGUUCUUGCGACAUGUUACAGAAAAUUUCAGAUUACGAAGCGAUACAUCCUAUAAAAAAUUGGAUUGACUUGAAACGGCGGGUGGGCCCUUAUCGUCGCUGUUAUAUAUUUACACAUCCUUCAAUGCCUCGAGAGCCUUUGGUAGUCCUUCACACGGCUCUUUGUGAUGUAAUUCCAGAGACUGUUAAGGGUAUUGAAGAAGCUGAAAAACGAAUUGUCGAAAAAACUACAACUCUGUCAAUACAAGAAAAUGUUAAUCACAUAAAAGCUGCGGUGUUUUACUCAAUUGCUACUACUCAAAAGGGAUUAAAAGGUAUUGAGCUUGGUAAUUAUUUAAUCAAGGAAGUUGCUAAGGAAGUGAUACGUGAAUUUCCAAUGAUCGAUCAGCUUUCAAGUUUAUCACCUAUCCCAAAGUUUAGACUGUGGUUACUCGAUAAUAUUAAGCAAGAUCCCACCGCAAUCUUCACCGAAGAUGAAUUAAUAAAUAUAAAAAAUAUUUUAAGUACUGAUGAUAUUUUUUUAGCGUUAAAAAAAUUAUUUAAUAAUUCUCUGUGGAUGAAUGACAAACAUAUUGUUAGUGAAUUGAAAGAACCAUUGAUGAGAGCUUGUGCGUGGUAUUUAUACAGAGAGAAGCGACGUAAUUACGCUCUUAAUGCUGUCGCAAACUUUCAUCUUCGUAACGGGGCUGUGAUGUGGCGAAUAAAUUGGAUGGCUGAUCCGUCACCCCGUGGCUCGGAGCAUAGCUGCGGACUGAUGGUUAAUUACAGAUACUUUCUGAGUGAGACUGAAGAUAAUAGUCGCAAUUACAUCGAGGGCAAUAAAAUAAAAGCCUCUGAGGGAGUUAUUGCCUUGGUGGAAAAAGCAGAAAAAUUAAGAAAUAAAUAAAUGUUAAUAAAGAAAAAAUGUUUAAUAAUAUUUUUUACUAAAAAAAAAAAUAAAUAAUAAAUUUCUAGUAAAUGAUGGAGGAAUUAUUUAAAUGCAAAAUGGAAUAUAUAAAAGCUGGCGUGCAAGAAAUGUCUUUUUUUUUUAUUUAUUACUCUUCGAAUUUAAUGUUUUUAUUAAAGAUUAUUAAAUUUGUUCAUUUAUACAAUUGCUGGAUUCGCCCAGCUCAUAUUCAGCUCAAGUAUCCACAGAGAAAUCUGAAACAAGUAUCAACUUUCAUUUUCAUUUAUUUCUCAAUAAUAAAACUGUAAAUAAACAGAACUAAACAAGCGUAAUAUAAGUAAAAA
Molecule: messenger RNA, 2033 nt
Organism: Cotesia glomerata
Lineage: Eukaryota; Metazoa; Arthropoda; Insecta; Hymenoptera; Braconidae
Product: malonyl-CoA decarboxylase, mitochondrial-like
Exons: 8
Coding region: 166-1689 (507 amino acids)
Biological process (GO): acetyl-CoA biosynthetic process; positive regulation of fatty acid oxidation; fatty acid biosynthetic process
Cellular component (GO): mitochondrial matrix; peroxisomal matrix
Molecular function (GO): malonyl-CoA decarboxylase activity
Source: RefSeq, a predicted model, not a curated record